AAAAAACAAUAAAACCUCAAAACUGACACCUGCCAACAAAAAAUGGGAAAAUACAAAAAAAUUACAGUUAACAAGUAAAAAAUAGAAAAAAUGCGCGAUUCCAAGUGUGAUUUGAUGAAACGCCGCGCUUCCAUCGCUCGCGGCGAGCUGGAGUCCGCAUCGAGUUUAGACGUGAAGGCGUCCUCUAUACUGAGCAGCUGCAGGAUCUGUUUGUCCUCUAUUUUCGACCCCGCGGCGCUGACGUGCGGCCACAGGUUCUGCGAGAGAUGUCUGGACCAGUAUUGGAGGGUGCGAGAGAAGCCAGACUUUAUUGUGUGUCCGCUGUGCCGCGCUUGCGCCUUCAACGUCGACUUUGCUAAGCAACAAAAGGAGGAAGGGGCCUCAACAGAAGACUUUAGAAAGGUGUUCAGUGAGAUGCAAAAUAUAAAUGGGACAGACUUCAACAAUACUGUAGUUGUAUGUCUCAAGAUCAGUGUGAUCAUGCCAGCAUUAUACUGUCUUGUCAAAUGGCUCAAGAUACCUUUCGUAGAACUUAUAACCAGCAUACAUUCAAAGUUCACGCGUAAAAUGUAAAUUCAUGUACCAAAUAUUGUAUUGUGAAUAUAAUUUAAUAUAAUAAGCAAAAAUAUUACAUGA
Trichoplusia ni (cabbage looper) is the source of this 636-nucleotide messenger RNA. RefSeq names its product E3 ubiquitin-protein ligase TRIM38-like. The record is from RefSeq and is a predicted model, not a curated record. The coding region runs from base 91 to 573 and encodes 160 amino acids. Gene Ontology annotation, molecular function: metal ion binding. The transcript is spliced from 2 exons. NCBI's taxonomy places the organism in Eukaryota, Metazoa, Arthropoda, Insecta, Lepidoptera, Noctuidae.